AUGAGUGACAACGCACAAGAGGACCAGGAAGUGAAUUCCAAAAAGAAUUACUCCAUCUCGUCGACCAAGAUGAGAAGUUCUGAUGGGGGCAAAAGAGGUCAGCAUGCUCUGGUCAGAGCUGAAGAUGAAGAGAAGGAGUCGCCUUUCCUGAGAGCAACACAAACGCCAGUGUCAAACUUAUUGAAGAAAGUGGAGAAGGUGAACUCAGGAAGUGUAAUGACUAUUCCUAAGCACAGUAGGAAGGUGACUCGCCAUGAAUAUGAGGUUGAAACUGCAAAUGGUAGAACAAUUACAAAACGAAGAAAAACAAAAAGUACGGUCAUGUUUGGGGAUCCAAGAAAGCAUAAAAAGGGGGAAACGCCAAAAGCCAAGACCCCCAGAAAUGAUAUCAAGGGAAUUAAAGGAGGGCGUCAUCCAAACCCUUCGAACAUAGGUGAUUUAUUCUCAGAAGGAUCUCUGAAUCCAUAUGCAGAUGAUCCCUAUGCAUUUGAUUAG
Ilex paraguariensis (yerba mate) is the source of this 495-nucleotide messenger RNA. NCBI's taxonomy places the organism in Eukaryota, Viridiplantae, Streptophyta, Magnoliopsida, Aquifoliales, Aquifoliaceae. The record is from the annotation of a GenBank genome assembly.